AUGGAGGAGCACAUAAAAGAAAAAACAGAAGAAAUAUACGCUAUAGACGCCCAGAAAGACCUAAACAUGGUGAUAGCGGGGGGAGGAGAUGACGCAGUUACUUUUUACAAGUUUAACGGCACAGAGUACAUAAUUGAUGAAGUAAUUGAAGGAUUUGAAGAUUCUGUUGUAAUGGCCAGAUUUAUUUCUGGCAAAAAAGCCGUGGCAGUGUCUAUGGACGGGACUCUUGCCGAGAUAAACAUAGUGUUUGGAAAUGGAAGAUACAUGAAAGAAGUGCACACUGCAGAUCUGCAAAUGGACGUAUCCAAGGCUGUGCUGUCUGAAGACAAAACUAAAAUCUAUGUGGGAACAGUUGACGGGAUGGUAGAAAGAGUGCCUCUAUCUGCAAAUGAGGUAGAGAGCAGAAUACCCUGCAUGUACAUAGGCCAUUCCUCUGAUAUUUUGGAGAUAGUAGAGAUAGGAGAUGUGCUGUAUACGCUCUCAUCUUCUCAAAUAAUUAUCUAUGAUAAGGAAAAAGGAUCGCUGUUGGCUAAGUACCAGGCAGAGGUAGACAGCGACAUUCGUGUUAUGCAGGUAAAUAGCACAGGAAGGUCUGUAGGAGUUGGAUAUGGGAAUGGGCUGGUGUGCAUACUGGCAUACUCCAGCACACAGAACACUCUCACGAAUGUCUACAAGAAUGAUAACCCAGAGAGAACAUCUGUCGAGUCCAUCAGUUUUAUUGAAGAUUUGCUAAUUUUUGGAGAUUUUAAGUCAACUGUGACCAUCAUUGAUACAAAAUAUAAAAUAGAAAAAACAUGCAUACUAUCAGAAGACGAAGCAUGUGUUGUGAAAAUAAUCGCAAUAUCAUCAGCUGUAGCGAUUGCAAUAACAAACACUGGGAAAGUCUUUGUCAUCUCCCUAAAAUCGGAUAACAAAAUACUAUCAGAGUAUUCAAUACAUAGCAUAACACUCGAUGCUGUGCUGUUUAACAGGUACAUAUGUGCAGCGACAGUUGAAGGCGUUGAGUUUUUGCCGCUAACAUAA
This is a messenger RNA of Nematocida minor, 1023 nucleotides long. RefSeq lists its product as uncharacterized. The record is from RefSeq and is a predicted model, not a curated record. The transcript has a single exon. Lineage: Eukaryota; Fungi; Microsporidia. The coding region runs from base 1 to 1023 and encodes 340 amino acids. Gene Ontology annotation, molecular function: protein binding.